AAUUUUUUAAAUAAUCGUGACAUCUUUACAUUUUAUUCAAAUGCAUACCUUAACAUAAACCUAGCCAUUUAUAGGGAUGUUAGGUAACAUAAAAAUGUAUUCAUCUCAUCAAAACGUCAGCGAGCAGUUAUAGAUUAUAGGCUAUGUAAGAGGAUAGCUGUAAAUAUGAUGUUAUGUCAUCAUUCACAUUUUAUGAUUUUACAACACUGAACAGCGUUGGAGGUCCGCUGUCCUUUUAAUUGCGAUUGCAUACACCUACGAUUUUCUUCUUGGAGGAUUAGCGUCAAUGGGAGCAACUCUAAUUACAAAUCCGCUAGAAGUCGUUAAAACGCGUAUGCAAUUGCAGGGUGAAUUGGCCGCAAAAGGAAGUUAUGCUAAGCCAUACAAAAGUGUUGGUGAUGCGUUUAUAACAAUAGCAAAGAACGAUGGUUUCUUAGCGCUUCAGAAAGGAUUAGCACCAUCACUAUGUUUUCAGUUCGGCAUCAAUGCUGUUCGGUUGGGUGUAUACAAUACCGCCUUUGAGAAUGGUCUUACUCAAGCAAAAGAUGGCAACCAAUCGCUGUGGAAGUGCGCGUUUUGGGGUGGAACAGGUGGUUUUAUUGGAUCUGCAAUAGCUAGUCCAUUUUUUAUGCUGCGAACGCACUUACAAUCACAAGCAGCAACCCAAAUUGCGGUCGGCUAUCAACAUAAGCAUUCUGGCAUACUUAGUGCGUUGAGAGAGAUUUUUCAAACGCAUGGUAUUAAAGGUUUAUAUCGAGGUGUUUCUGUAACAUUACCACGAGCUAUGCUAGGCAGUGGAGGUCAAUUGGCUGGUUUUGGAUAUACCCGCGAUUUACUAACACGACAUCUACCUGAUCGCAUGAAGUCUGAUCGUCUGAUUUCGGUGGUGUCUGGAAUAGCUGCAGGUACAGUAAUGGCUAUCACUAUGACUCCUCCGGAUGUGGUGGCCACGCGGCUCUAUAAUCAAGGAGUAGAUGCUAGCGGAAAAGGUAUAUACUACAAGGGGGUGCUUGACUGUUUUAUAAAGAUAGUGAAAAUUGAAGGAAUUGCGGGACUUUAUAAAGGGUUUUGGCCACAUUAUAUGCGCAUAGGACCUCACUCUAUGUUAGUACUGGUAUUUUUCGAUGAAUUGAAAAAGCUUAGGAACAUAUAUUACCAAAAACAGCACACAAAACUGUGAUAUUAAAAUUAUUUGAUUGUAAUAUCAUAGGUAUAUUGAAAUUCUGUUUGCAGAGAUAAAAUAAUAUA
Messenger RNA from Sabethes cyaneus, 1248 nucleotides. Its product is annotated as solute carrier family 25 member 35-like. Bases 287 to 1180 code for a protein of 297 amino acids. The transcript is spliced from 4 exons. The record is from RefSeq and is a predicted model, not a curated record. Lineage: Eukaryota; Metazoa; Arthropoda; Insecta; Diptera; Culicidae.